AAGGGGGCCGUGGGGCUUGUGCUCUCCUGGCAUGGUGGGCUGGGGGCAUUCGGGCGGCGGGGCUGCAUGGAGACAGCUAAGCCGAAGCCUCGGCCGGAGUUAUUGCUGAGCUUUUUCUUUAGAAGUCUGGGAAGAUGGGCAGGAUUAGCGCUGGCCGCUGCGCUCAUUUGCAUGUAAUUUUCAUAUCAUGCUUGAGAUCUUUUAAAAAUCAUUGAGCAGUAAUCAGAAGAAAGAACUCGCAGCACCAUGGAACUUUCUCCAAGGGUACAGCCUGCUAAAGCUAUCAACCCAAUAGACCGUAAAUCAGUUCACAGGAUCUGUUCAGGACAGGUGGUUCUGAAUCUGUGUACUGCAGUGAAAGAACUUGUGGAAAAUAGCAUAGAUGCUGGUGCUACCAAUAUUGAAGUGAAACUUAAAGAUUAUGGGACAGAACUUUUUGAAGUUGCUGAUAAUGGUUGCGGUGUGGAAGAAGAAAACUUCACAGGCUUGACUUUAAAACAUUAUACAUCCAAGAUACAGGACUUCUCUGACCUUACACAUGUUGAAACAUUUGGCUUCCGAGGUGAAGCCCUGAGUUCUCUUUGUGCAUUAAGUGACAUUACCAUUGUUACUUGUCACAAGUCUGCUAAGGUUGGAACACGCCUGGUGUUUGAUCACGGUGGGAAAAUCUCUUUGAGGGCUCCCUAUCCCCGGCAGCAGGGGACAACUGUCAUUGUACAACAUCUAUUUCAUACGUUGCCGGUACGGCAUAAAGAAUUUCAGCGCAACAUAAAGAAGGAGUUCACAAAAAUGGUUCAGGUAUUACAAGCAUACUGUAUCAUUUCACCAGGCAUUCGGAUUAACUGCACAAACCAGGUUGGCCAAGGGAAAAAGCAGGUUGUCGUAUGCACCACUGGCGGCUCUACGAUUAAGGAAAACAUUGGGGCAAUAUUUGGACACAAACAGGUGCAAAGUUUAGUUCCUUUUCUUCAGCUUCCUCCAAGUGACAUUAUCUGUGAAGAAUAUGGCUUGCAUUCUUCUGAGAUACCAACCCAGCUUUAUACCAUCACAGGGUUUGUCUCCCGUUGCGAUCAUGGAGUUGGGAGAAGCACCACCGACAGGCAGUUCUUCUUUAUUAACCAGCGGCCCUGUGAUCCGACGAAGGUUUCCAAAGUUGUGAAUGAAGUAUACCACAUGUACAACAGACACCAGUAUCCAUUUGUUGUCCUCAACAUAUGUGUGAAUUCUGAAUGUGUUGACGUUAACGUGACACCCGACAAAAGGCAAAUACUGUUGCAGGAAGAAAAAGUCCUGUUAGCCACUCUGAAAACCUCGCUGAUUGGAAUGUUUGGCAGUGACGUUAAUAAACUAGUCCUCAGUCAGAAAUUGCCAGAUGCUGAAGGAAACUUUAAAACGGUGCCUCGAGAUGAGGCAGGAACGCCUAUCUGUGAAACAUCAUCCGGCUCCCUGCCUCAGAAGCUGAAUGGAGAAGCGAAAAUCGCAAUGACGAUAGCCAGGCUUAGAGAGUCUUUUUCCCUCCAACAAGCAAAAAAGGCCAGUUUUCAGAGGGCAGAAAAUAGCAAGCAGCAGCAUAGUUCUCCCGGGCAGGAAAAACUGUCAUUUUCUACAGUUUUGGAUCCUCCAAAAAAGAAGGCCCGCUCCAGUGGGGAGGCCGUGCUGGCUAGUGGGAAUUUCCAGAACUCAGCAGAUGUUGCCGAUUCUGGCUGUUCUGGUGUGGAUGGAAGCACUGCAGAUCCCAGUAACUGCUUCAGCUGUGAAAGCGGGGUUACCUCCCCUGCCGAAGAAUUCCAGGAUUUUGGAGAAGUUCAAAGUGGCAGUCCAGAGAUGAGGGAGCAAUUCCAUGGAGAAGGACAGGUGCCGAACCAAAACAGGCCGAGUGGGUUAUCCCCACAGGCCAAGAGUUCAUCCCCUAAAGCGAAACGUCUUAAGAGCAACCAGCCUCUUUCCCAGGUAGCCAGUUCGAUAGAGACAGAGGAGGCUGAGGAUUCUGCUGUCAUGCCAUCACAGUAUGACAUACAUGUGGAAAUGGAAAAGAGGAUCAUACCGCUGAAGUUCUCUCUGAACACACUAACAGACAGAAUAAAGAAGCUAAUUCAGCAGCAGGAGAUGAAAGCAGAAAUGUUGAAUUACAGAAAAUUUAGGGCAAAGAUUAAACCCGGAGAAAAUCAAACCGCAGAGGAUGAAUUAAGGAAAGAAAUAAGUAAAGAGAUGUUUGCUGAAAUGGAAGUCAUCGGCCAGUUCAAUUUAGGAUUUAUAAUCGCCAGGCUGAACUCCGACCUCUUCAUAAUCGAUCAGCACGCUUCAGAUGAGAAAUACAAUUUUGAGAUGCUGCAGGAACACACAGCUCUGCAGGGGCAGAAACUCAUUACACCUCAGAAUCUUAAUCUAACGGCUAUCAAUGAAAGUAUAUUAAUGGAAAACCUGGAAAUUUUCCAGAAAAACGGAUUUGAUUUUAUAAUUGAUAGAAAUGCUCCAGUAACCCAAAGGGUUAAACUCAUAUCUUUACCAACAAGCAAAAACUGGACUUUUGGUCUGCAAGAUAUAGAGGAGUUAAUAUUCAUGCUAAGUGAUUCCCCAGGAGUGAUGUGCAGGCCCUCCAGAGUAAGGCAGAUGUUUGCAUCUCGCGCAUGUAGAAAGUCUGUGAUGGUUGGAACAGCACUUAAUGUAAAGGAGAUGAAGAAACUGAUCACUCACAUGGGGGAAAUAGAGCAUCCUUGGAACUGUCCGCAUGGAAGACCGACAAUAAGGCACAUAGCCAGUCUAGCCUUGCUUUCACAAGACUAACGGACCCUCUCCGUGCUUUCUGAGUAGAGUGAACCAAUGAUUUCCUUGCGAGCGCACUUCCUUUUCUUUUGGAACCCCUGCUUUACCGUGACGCAGUCCUUAAUGUUGCCUGGCCAAACGCUCAAAGACCAUGUUUGCUGUGAAAGAGUAACAGCUGGAACAAACGGGCAGGCGGGCCGGCCCUGGGAGGCGUUGCAGAGGGGCGUGAAGGGGCUCAUCCAUCAGCUGCCUUCCCUACAACAUACCAAGCCACGGGAUCUUCAGAUCGGUGAAGAUGCAGCAUCAUGACAUGGGCACAAAUUCCUUUACAGCAGUGCCAGUGCUUUUGCAAGGUCCCACUGCAUAUUGUAUGCAGGAAUGAAAUGCCCCAACUGGGCUUGUGGAAAUUACAUGCUGUCUUCCAAGAAUUUAAUUUUGUUACUCUAAUUCUGCAUCUGUGCAAGGUGGAACAGGUUUGUCAUCUUCUUCCCAAAGAUUUUCCAAAUUGAAAUUUCUUGUUCUCUUCUCCAGUAAGUGAAAAGAAUGAAGAGAAUGAGUGUAGUUUGGGCAAUUCUGCAGGGGCUCCAGGCCUCUGUUUCAAGGAUCUUGCAUGUGGGGGUGAAGGAAGCAAAACAUGGACUUUCCAGAGUAACUCAGCACCUCUGGAAUGUUGAUAACUCAAGAAAUUGCCCUUUCUGUCUGUUGGGCCACCUCUGCCUUCAUUUUUACUUUUAGGGAAUGAUUUAGUAGCCAUUUUUAUUAGUGCAUGGCAUUGCAGUAGUAACAUGCUAUAAACAUUUUUUCUGUAUAUAAAAGAAUAUAAAUGUACUUGCAUUUUCAGUUUGGGUGACUUCACAUUUGUAUAGAAGAAUCAUUUUAUAAUAAAGUGUUUUAUAUACAGAAGUUCUUCAAGUUUUCAUUGGAUGGCUUGGCUGCAAAAUGUGUCUCGGCAUUUCUUCAGGUUCUUUCUCUAGUUAUAUUUCAAUUAUUUAAGAUGUGAACUUUUUAGGAAUUCAGUAUCAUGGAAUUUUAGUAACUAGAGAGAUAACCAUAGAUCCUGUCCUCCCAGAUUAAUCACAGUUUUGGUAGUUCUUAGUGGUGAAUAACUGUUAAAAUUAAAAAUGUGUAUAUGCUGUAAACUUGAGCAGGGUCUGAAAAGAUGAUAGGAGAAGAAAGAGACAGACUGUGGAUAGAAAAGGGUCAACUCCGGAGUACUGGGAUUCAUUAUAUCUGGAAAGCUGUCAGAAAACAGAAAAGGAAAUCAUUUUCCUUGCCUUAAGCUGGACUGGCUCCCCAGUACAAUUUCUGGGCUCUCCAGAUGUUGUUGGACUGCACCUCCUGCCAGCCAGUGGUGAGGAAGGAUAAAUGCUGCGGUCCAACACUGUCUGAAGGGUGAGACGUUUCCCAUCCCUGCCCCCAGUAAUAAUUUUCUCACAAUUUGCUUAAGCAUCCUGGGAGACUCAAAUGGUUCCAUUAUAUAGAUUUUAAAAUGUCUUUUCUUAUCAUUCUGUAAGUUGCUCAGAGAGCCCAAAUUUGGGCUAACAUAGUGACAUAUAAAUUGAAAUAAUAAAUUAGGUUAUUGUUGAAUAUUAUCUUAUACAGGGGGUGCCAAAAUUUAUAGACGUUUUAAGAGAUGUUAUCUAUGUAUUAUUUUUCGAAGUUGCAUUGAAUUACGGUAACCAUGUGUAGUAUGACAUUUGCUCAAAAGACAGCAUUCAUCAAAUGAAUUAUUGCUAGCAUCACCCUGCGACAGUUUUUGUCUGUGAAACAGUUGUGUUUGUGAGCU
Varanus komodoensis (Komodo dragon) is the source of this 4549-nucleotide messenger RNA. RefSeq names its product PMS1 homolog 2, mismatch repair system component (gene PMS2). The transcript is spliced from 15 exons. Gene Ontology annotation, cellular component: MutLalpha complex. Lineage: Eukaryota; Metazoa; Chordata; Lepidosauria; Squamata; Varanidae. The record is from RefSeq and is a predicted model, not a curated record. Gene Ontology annotation, biological process: mismatch repair. Gene Ontology annotation, molecular function: mismatched DNA binding; ATP binding; ATP-dependent DNA damage sensor activity. Bases 247 to 2784 code for a protein of 845 amino acids.